UAUCGCUGUCGUUCGCUUCAUUUCAGUUCACCGUUUUGUUUUAUUUUUAGGCCCCCACUCGAGCAGUAAAAUCAUUAUCCCUUCCAUCGCAACCGAUACAUUGUUCUAGCUUGGACAGCGAGCAAAUAGCAAAGUACUCUAGCAGUGUCCACUGGUCAAACAACACCGAGUGUUCGAGCCGGCCUGCCCAUACCAGCCAGACAAGAGAGUACAUAAGAACCGUGUGAUCUCAACCGGAAUCUCACAGCCACCUGGAACGUGUCCCACCUUGGAAGAUGAUUUCCGCUCGGGCGCUGCAUUAUGUGUUUAAGAUUGGUAACCGGGCGAAGAACAUUCACUUCUUCCGCGAAAUACUCGGCAUGAAGGUACUACGUCACGAAGAGUUUACGGAAGGUUGUGAUGCCGCCUGCAAUGGACCGUAUGAUAAUCGAUGGAGUAAAACGAUGAUCGGUUACGGACCGGAAGCGUCCCACUUCGUGAUCGAGCUCACGUACAACUAUGGCGUAAAGGAGUACACACUGGGAAAUGAUUUUGCCGGACUAACGAUUGCGUCUCCGGACAUUGUGGAGCGUGCCCGUGCGCAUGGGUAUCCGGUAGAGCAAGGUGGUGCUGACCAACCGUCACUACUCCGUUCACCGGACGGUUACCGGGUGUUUGUGGUGCCGGAAGCAACCACGGCGGAUCCGGUGAAGCGUGUCGCACUGAAUGUGACGGAUCUGGUCAAAUCGCGCCACUACUGGGCCGACACACUUGCGAUGGUACCGGUCGGAACCGACGCGUCACCGAAUCGGCUUGAUCUUUCGUACGAUCAAGGUAAGUUUGUGCUGGAAUUACGGCAGCUGAACGCCGGUCAAGCACUGGACCGUGCAAAAGCGUAUGGACGGAUUGCCUUUGCUGUGCCGUACGAUGUGCAGCCACGGAUCGAUGAGCUAAUUCAGCAGGCUAAUGGCACCAUACUGACGCCAUUAAUCACACUCGACACACCCGGCAAAGCGACGGUGCGCGUUAUCAUUCUCGCCGAUCCGGACGGGCACGAAAUAUGCUUCGUCGACGAGGAGGGCUUUACCGCCCUGUCCGCACUCGAUCCCGCCAGCAAUGCGGCGCUGGAUAAGUACAUCGCGAAGGAUCCGUUCCAGGGGCAGUAAAACCCCGCGUCCAUCACAUUCCCAAACACAUCACAAACGGGCAGAGGUCAAUCGUUACGGAACGUCCAUUCGCGUCGGUAAAUAAGGAAUGCAUUAAUGAAUCGUUACGGUGACCGUAUAAGAAACGGGACAAUUUGUUGGUAAUAAAUUGAAAGAUUAAACAUCAGCGUAUAAAUGUCUCGCUUACGAGUGCAGAUUGCAUGCUGCGUGACUCCCCAUUAACAAGGUUGAAUGCAAUUAUCAUUACAUGAAAUGGCAAAAAUAAAAAAACAAAACAUUCACUAUCUCACGCAAAGGAAGGUCAUCAAGAUCAUGUGUGCGAGUGUAUAGGAAUGUGUCGCAUCAUUCCGACACGCGAAACGAGUCAGACAGCGUGCAUUUUUAGCUGUGCUAGUUCUAUUUUUUCCUCAAUCAAAUUGUGCGUGCGUGCAGUUGCAGAUUCACGAUGUGUGAGAGAAAAAAAUAAAACAAAACCAGCAAGCAGUCAAUGGCCGGAUGCAUGUUGCCAAUUGGCAAUUAGUUACCGAUCGACAGUGCGUUGGUGCAGUUCGAAUUUUG
Anopheles moucheti is the source of this 1703-nucleotide messenger RNA. RefSeq names its product glyoxalase domain-containing protein 4. The record is from RefSeq and is a predicted model, not a curated record. The transcript has 3 exons. Lineage: Eukaryota; Metazoa; Arthropoda; Insecta; Diptera; Culicidae. The coding region runs from base 276 to 1145 and encodes 289 amino acids.